Mizuhopecten yessoensis (Yesso scallop) is the source of this 6802-nucleotide messenger RNA. RefSeq names its product trichohyalin-like. NCBI's taxonomy places the organism in Eukaryota, Metazoa, Mollusca, Bivalvia, Pectinida, Pectinidae. The transcript is spliced from 27 exons. The coding region runs from base 205 to 3165 and encodes 986 amino acids. Gene Ontology annotation, biological process: smoothened signaling pathway. The record is from RefSeq and is a predicted model, not a curated record.
CUGCUCCUUCACAACACUAAAACAAUUUGAGCAUUUACGACAACAACAAAAAUGGUGGAAAGGAAAAACGUGUCUGUAAAGGAAUGUGUGUAAUUAGUUAAACAAAAACCUUAACACUGCAGUUCAUCAGAUACUACAUAUCUCCUACGUGACAGAAACGAAAGAUACAUGCAGACAUCGCCAUAGGUCUGAAAGAAACAAGACAUGUCGUAUAUUUCAACCUACCCGCUUAGUCCAUCAGACAUUUGUGUCCCUGUGAAACUGGAGUAUGAAUCAAGUGAGCUAACUGUUAAUGAGCCUUGGAUAUUUGGAGCGUUCUUCCUAGGCCUUAUAUUUGGAAUCGUCGUAACAGCUCUAUUGGUGCCAUGUUGUCUGCGAAGUUUGGCUAAGAAACAGAUUCAAUUCUUGUCAUGUUUAUGGAGAAGGAAGGCACAAGAUGAGGAGGAGCUAGUGGAGGAAAAGGCAGUACAUGUGAGGAACGACAAUUCAGAUGUGAUAUAUGCUUACAAUGUAAGAGAUAAACCAACAUCGAAAAAGUUGAAAUUUGGAAAAAAGAAAGGAAGGAAAGGAAAGAGGGGAGAAGACAAUGAGACUGAAGAGGAGGAGAUAGGUGCUGAUCCAGACGUUGAGAAGCCGCCUUUGGAUCCAGCCCUCUGUCACGGUAUCGGAGACAUCCUCGUAAAGGACACCAUAGAAGGGGCGGAGGCAGAGAUGAGUAAACAGGAUGUCGACAAGGUCGACAGAGUCACCCGAGACCUUCGUCGGGAGAAAGAUGAUAUGUUCCUCAAACAGCUGAAAAUGCAGUUACGAAGGAUGAAGGUUGGGGAUGUUAGCUUGUCAGAAAUUGUGAACAAUGUUAUGGAGGAUCUGGUCAGUAAAGCUAGGAUGUACAAGGACGAAAAACAGGAAGUGGAAGACGAGACACGACAACAGAUGUCUAAAGACAAGAAUACUGAGGCUGUACAAACUGAGGUGGAUAAGCUCGACUCCCAGCUCGAACAGAAGCUUGUCAAGUUACACGAGGACGAGCGUGACUUCAUCAGACAGGAGCUCUCUAAACGUACCGACCUUAAAGAGGAUGAGAUUGAAGCUCUCAUGGCCGCGCUGCUGAAGGACAUGGCUAACCUGGAGAAGAAGUUGGGACACGAGUUCCAAAGACAAAAUAGGGGGUUGGAGGAGCGUCUUGCAAAAAGGCGACAAAUCUUGGAAUUCCGCAAGUUACAAGACCAGCAGUUCAAGGAGGAACUCAAGGACAACGUGGAGAUAAUGGAGGAGACGGUCAAGGAUAUGGUCAACAAUAAGGAUAUGAGUGGGAAACAAGCCACGCAACUCAUCAACCAGUACAUGCUGGACCUUCAGAAGAUCCAUAGUAAACAGGAAAAGGAAGCCAACAGACACCUAGAAGAUUUAGCAGAGAAACUCAGAGCAAAACGGUUAAGGCGUAUGAAUCAGAUACAAAAUAAACAUGAGAGAGAGAGGGCCGUACAAAAGGAGAAGCUAGAAAGGGGAGGAGAUACAGGAGACAUGUCGAAGGGCUUCCAUGACCUCCUACAGAAACAGCGGUCAGAAAUGGAGGUCACCGAGACGGAGAUAGACCAGCAAGAAUUACAGGAAAUUGACAAUCUCAAACAGAAACUGUCAUCAGAUCAGGCUACACAGGUGAACAAUCGGACAGAAAAGAUACAAAAAGAGCUGGAAGGGUUUGGUCAGGACUCUCACAAGGCUGAAAAGAUCAUUGACCUACACAAAGCUCGCAUGCAACAGCUUAAUGAAAAACGGAUGGAUGAAAGAAACAAGAUGGCUGCCAAACUACGAGAGAGAUGGGAACGGAAAAUGCUGAAACUAGAUGAGCAGGAGCAACAGUCCUUCGUGGAGAAGGAGUCAAUGAAUGAACAACAGAACCAGACGGUCAACCGUGUACUGUCCACUAGUGUGGAACUGACCGACGAGGCUAAGAAGAAGAUCAUUCGAGAGCACCAACACAAUAUGGAAGUACUGAAUAAUCAGCUGGAUAAAAGUAAAGUGCGCCAACAGAGGAAUAUUGAGUAUCGGUUAAAUGAGCGACGGGCCAAGACGGCGGCGCUGAGGAAACAGAAGGAAGACGCCAUGGCGAACAAGGCGAAGGCCAGCAAAGAGGAGAUGGAAAAACUGGAGAAACAAUUGGAAGAGGAAAUAGCCCUAGAGGAACAGAACAUUCAAAAGGCAAGAGAAGCUGCUCUCCUCCAACUCCGACAGCAGCUAGCCAAAGAGACGGAGGAGGCUCUCGCUCAGGGGGAAGUGGAUCUGAGUGUUCUCAUUGGUCGAAUGGAGGUGGGAUCAGCCAGACGACAAUUGGUGCUACAAAAACAGGACACGAUGCUGCAGUCUCUACAGGAUCAACUGGAGAACAAGCUGGCUAAGGGUGGUGUGCAAAUGUCAGGGGCAGACCAGAUAAUACAGCAACACAACAACCAGGUGGACCAUCUGAAUCAGCAGCUCCAGGCUAGCCGUGAGGACCAGGAGUACAACAUCAGGGAGAAAAUACAGGCCAUGAAGCUACAGAAGGAGAGGGAGUUGGCAGAAAAAAGAGAAUUACACGAAAAGAUGGGCGCGGAGACACAACAGAAAAAGAGCGGCUCUUUACGGCGAAGAGGGGCUAGUAAGGCCAGUGAUGUGCUGGGAACUCUAUUCCUGCAGCAGAAACACAGCCGUGAGGUACAGCAGCUGGAAGAGGAAAUGAUGCUCGAACUGGAACGAAGCAAGGAGGAGCUCAACAGGCAGUUACAGCUUGAACUUGAGUCAGAGCUCAAGAACCAAAAACAACAGUUUAUUACGCAGUUAGCAGCAACUAGUGGAAUGUCCCAAGAUGAUAUACAGGACACAGUGGAUUCUGCCAACAUUGGUGGAAAUCAGAAAAAAGCACGCAAGCUUGCUAGGGAGUUGAAGGACGGAAUGCAGAGAGCCAAGACAGACCUACAAAUGGACCAGUAUAUGGAUGAACCAGAAAACAGACCAAGCAGUCGGUUUUCACGCCCAAGCUCUGGCCGUCCUGGAUCAGGUUCUACAGACGGUGGACUCCGACCAAAGAGUGGACUGAAGAAGAAGGCCAAACGGUCAUCUGUAGCUCCAGCUAAAGAAUCAUGGGGCGCCGAAGAUUACUCACUUUACCAUGAGGACGACUUCUAGAUGUUAAUGAACAUCAAGUUUACCUAGAGAAUCAAAAUUUGAAAAUAUUGCUCAAAGCUGACUUGAGUUCUCACUACCAGCUGUGGAUUACUAUGGUCUUGCUCUUUCAUGGAACCAUCGAUAAUGUUGCAUGAAUAAUUGACUAAAAAUGACCCAGAAGUAAUUUAUAAGCAUCAAUAAUGCUGAUCUAGACCUUGUACCUGUAACUUUGUAAACACUAUGGAACAGUGGUCAUGUAUCUCCUACUGUAUCAGAAUGUGUCGAGAGUUUGUCUCAUUGAGGGAAACUUAUCUUUAGAUCCACUCUGAAGGGAGACAACCUCUUCCUUUGUUGGAACUCUUUCUCAAUAUUUGCAUGAGGGAACAUGAGAACCUAUUUUAUAUGUUUACUGGAUGAAGGUUUCACUAAAUGUCAAAUUCUGCUUUACCACCAAGAUAGACCUGCAAUAUAUUCUCUUCAGCAAUCCAGAAAAUUAUCACAGGAACACAUUUCACUAAGGGUACAUUCGCGUAUCCGAUUGAAACAGUUGAACUGGUUGAACCUGUUAAGAAAAAACAGGCACAGAUUUGAACCGAGGCUGACCUCAGGAAAAUGUGUUGAUUGAGGAAUCCAAUGGUACCUGACCAAAGCUAAAAUGCUGACUAUGGCUAGUUUGCGUUUUUUCUUUCUAAAACAAUGUCAAGCCACUUGUAGUUUUUUAAGAUACCUCACGUAAUUCAGUAGACAGAUAAAAGAAGGGCAUACUAUUCUUGAUACACUGUUUUUUAUUCUCUGAAACUGUGCAUUUUUAGCUCUGCUUAUAGACCGGUCCAAGUGCAUUCGUUUAUCGUGGAAUAUUUCUGCGCCACACGUACCGUUUCAACCGGGAUAUGGAAAUGUAGCCCUACAAUUAGUUCUAAAUGAUCAGGAGGAAUGAAAGUUAAGUUUUCAUAAAUAUAGCUUUUAGUAUAGAAUCUGUAUAAGGGCACACGAUACCCUGAAAUAAUAAGGAAACUAACUAUUUUUACUUUCAUUUUUUAAAAGUGAUAAAAUUACAAAGAUCAAUUUGAUGUCUAGAAAAAUCAAGUAAUGUCAUAGUAUUCUUACAAUUAAGUGAAAGUUAAGUCUCUUAGUUGAAAAAAAACUACUUUUCUAGAAAUGCUGUCUUGAUUCAGCAUCACCAUGAUAAACAGAAUCUUAAACCAUUUGAUACAAUAUUGAUGAAAAUAAUUGAAAAUGUUUUAACUCUGUAUUGAAACUAAUGCUUAAGAAAAAGAUUUUUUGUAUUUGUUACAGCAGUAUCAUAUGUAAAAAUGCAUUUAAGAUUUUGUAUGUUUCACUGAAAAUGACCAACAACUUAGAGAAAUUGCCUUAUAAUUACCUUUCUCCCAUGUCCAUUUAUACUAACACUUGCCAUUCAUUCUUAUUCCAUUGAACAUAUUUUUUUAAUCAUGAUUUUCCCGUCAAAUGCUUUGAUGAAUUAUGGAAAUUCUUGUUGAAAGAAAAGUAGCUUUUUUUGCAAUAUUUGUUUGAAUGAUUAAGUACAUGUACAGGUACCUGAUGACAUUCUCAUUUGAAUCAUGAUUUUCAACAUUUGUACAUGUAUCAUCAAUAGUGACAAAAACUGAGCUGAUGUCUGAAGUUAUUGUUAAAGUAAGCCUCUUGCUGGUACCAUACAUGGUACAGUUAAAUGUGCCUGAUUAUUGAAUGAAAUACUGUUUAAACUAAAUGUAUAAGUGCCUCUGAAUAUUUGCCUUUUGUGAUUGAAUCUAUGUCUAUGUGACCCAUUUUACUCAAUCACCCUGCAUAUUUUCACGUAUCCAGACAAAGGGCAGAGGACCACAUUAUUCCACCAUUGAAGAAACAAGGCGUUGGCUCUGCGUUAAACUAAUUAAUUAUGAAACAAGUUAUUUCAGCUUAUAUUAAUCACUCUUGUUGGUCUGGAUGUAAGUGUGUGGGUGGGGAGAGGUCUCAGUAUGGGAAGAUCGGAAUACCCGGAGAAAACCCAGGUAGUCUGGCAGGUGACCCUAUACCCCUAUACCUUUCCACAUCCAAUCGAGGAAUCAAACUUCCGCCAUCUUGGUGAAAUGCGAGUGCCCUAUCGACUGUGUCACCCGACCACCCAAGCUAGUGCCUCUACUGUGGUAAAUUCAUGUAAAUCUGUGAUACCUCAUUAACUACACACUGAGUGUUAACAUGUAGUGCCUGUAUUUGACCUAUGAUCAUGAACAUUCAUUUUUGUAUGUUUGACCUUUCAUUUGUAUUUGACCAUGUUGUGUACUGUAUUGCAUUCCUUUUUGUAUUUGACAUUCCGUCCAAUUUCUUCAUUUGAAAACUGCAAAGUAAACGGGAGGUGAGCGAUCUUCCUGUUUUCACUAUAUUAAUGCUUUGAAACCCUUAUUACACCCAUGUAGCAGCGGUCAGAGAUCAAAUUCGAUGAAGUUAUCUUAACUCAUUCCCCCCUGAAGACACAUUUGAACCCUUCCAAUUGAAAGAUUGGAAUAUUUCAUUAUGAAACAGGGGUGAGUGAGGAACAUUUAACUAAGACUUCUAAAUGAAAUAAAUUAAUAUUAGCACUUUUUAUGUGCAAAAUCUGUCUUUGAAAUGCUUUACAUCUUUUAAAUACUUUACUGAAAUACAUUUAUUUUAAAAUAAGUUAUUUUGUAAAAAUUCCAAUUUGAUUUUUGUGAAAUUAUACUGCACAGUUAAAUAAAGAUUUACUGAAUGAGUAAUGGAGGGACUUUUUCAGAGACCCCACCAACCAUAAAAUUUUAAAAGUGAUUUUAUUUAUAGGGAAUGGGAGGCAGAUCUGGUUUUAACACCACUACCCAUAAUAAAUAAAUACAGGUGCCUCCCAUCUCCCAAACACGAUAAAUCAUGGAACAGUCCUUAAAUAAUUUUCGAAAACCUCUCAGAAUACGAGUUUUUUGUAUGGUUUAUGUCAGAGAGUGAUCGCUUUGAAUCUCAUCUUGUUUUUCUUUUCUUGAAAUAUUCUGUCUUUGCGUAUUGCAGAGUUAUCUUCUCUUGGGAGCCGGUAUUGAUUGUUACAUCAUUGGUUUGUGCGAGGAAAUUACGUCGUCUUCUCACAAAUUGAUGACGUUACUCUCACGAACAAGUGAUGGAACAAUCAAUACCUGCUCCCAAGAGAAGAUAACUCUGCAAUACACAAAGACGGAAUUUCAUCAUUGAAGUGUUCACUAAUAUCAUCAGUAAGUGUUUGUAAUACGCAUUACAUGUAUCUAUGUACUUUUUCAGUUAUUGUUAAUUACAUGUGGAAACUGGUUUUUGGAAAAUAUGUACAUGUUAUGUCAGGCAAUUCUUACAGUACGUUGUGCAGUGAAAAGCCGACUUAUAAAAUGACUGCACGAUAUGGUGAGUGCUUAAUAAUUGUCAAAGUUCUUUAUCAUACAAAAUAUAAGUUUUCGUUGCAAAGAGGUACCACCAAAUGUGGAAUAAUAUAUCACAUUUUGUUUACUUUUGGAAGUAAUUAAAUUCUUAGAACAGUACAGUCUAUGUUCAUUUAACGCACAAUAUGGCUGUAUUGAGGUCAUUUAGCAAGUGAAUGAAAAAUGUGUAGCUUUUCUCUAUUUUUGUUGUUAUUUACCUUUUCUUUGACGAAAUGAAAUAUCAAUGUUUAUAAAAAUACAUUUAUAUAUUU